AUGCCUUCCCGGGCUUCGCAACCUGGUAAGACUGCGCCCAAGUUCCUUCAAGACCUUCUUCGACUCGAUCCCCGAUCUGUCGUCCCGAACCGAAACAUCCUCAUCGAUCACGCUCCGCAAUUCGAUGGCAAGGCUCGCUCAGGCCCGCCCUUGGUCUUGGACAGAGGCAGCUGCAAGCAUGAAUACUACUCGCAUUUAGGAUGCUGUAAUCUGCCGCGUCUCGACGAGUCUGCACAACAAGACACUUGCUGGAAGGUUGCAGCUUGCUGCAGGAAAUGUCGUCUUUAUCUUACCCUCUCCAUCGACUACCCGGAAUCUGGUUGCGUACAACCUUGUCCCAAUCGAGAUCACCCACUCCACCAUCUUCGUCACACAUCGACUGAUACCAAUCCGUCACGAAUCAGUUAUCACUUCGAAUGCUCGAAUCUUGCCUGUCAAGCCCACGUGCACGUUACCUACGAGACUCCCGUCUUGUCCAAAGAAGACAUUCUAGUCCUCACCGACCCCCAAGCUUUGACUCGUCGCUACGAGCAAGUUCUCGAAGCUACCCCGGACCGUGAGGGUGUACGCCAGGCUACACCUGGAGAUGUCUUCUUCCGGUUUAAGAGAUAUGUUUCAGACUCUUUGAUCGAGCGCAACGCAAGGCGCAGCUUUCCUGCAAGGAAUAAGAGAUUUAUGGAAGCCUUUGGCACAGACUGCGACUCGAUACUCCACCGCAUAGGAUUCAGGAUGGGCGAGGAUGAGAAGGGCGAGGAGCAGUGGCACUUGCCUUCACCCAAACCAGUUGACGACCCAGAUUCAUUGCGUCCUAUGCUUGAGAGAUUGGCGAUCGAGCUGCAAUACCUGAACGAUGAGUACUGCGCAAGCCACGCGCUUCCCAACCCCUCUCGCCCGACAUAUCAAGCUGCAAAGUGGAUCUUGCCCAUGACAAAGUUCCUGGACGCAACUUGGAUUCAACCGAAGAGGACCACCCGUGAGUACAGCAGUCUAGCCCAAGACAUCAAUCAAGCAUAUAAGGCCUUGGGAAUCGAUCCGGAAAUGCAGAAGACUGUCGACGACGAACAACUGAUUGGAAUCUACAAAUCACGCUGGUCAGACUCUAGUGCUACAGGCCAGGUCGAUUUGAAGACAGCUUUGAAAACACUCGGCCAGGCCAGAAACAGCCGAUAUAUACUUGACACUGCCGCGGACACUGUGGAAACAUACGAACAGGCACUUGCGUGGCUUGGUGCUGAUGCAACCCAAGCAGACGAUACAAUCGUCGCAUUAUAUGGCGUUAAACUCGAGGACGGCUACAACGACCCAAUGACUAAAGAUCUCGCUCGCCGUGCAAUCAGCUUGAUUGCUGAGCAUCGCAAGAGCGAAAUCCUGCACAGUUGGCUUGCUACCGGUGAAAUGACUUCAAAAACAAUGACUCUUGAGGAUGCGUGCAAACACCUGGAAAUCCCAAAUCUUGAUGAGGUCGCCCCGGAAAUGAUCGGAUUUCAAUUCGACAUUGUUAGAGAGGGUAAACCCGGACCCACAACCGACAAGGCCAUUACAGUCGUUCGCAAAGCCAUGGAUGAACGUCAGUUCGGACAAUACUCUACACAGACCUGGCCUGUUGGCUUGAUCAGCCAUGGAAACACCUGCUACCUCAACAGUCUCCUCCAGUAUUACUUCACUAUCAAGCCUCUUCGAGAGCUUGUACUUGAUUUCGACAGGUACAAGUACGAUCUCUCAACUCAAGGUGCCAAAACAGAGCGAGUUGGAAACCUUCAUCGUCCUGAGUAUGAGAUCGAGUCAUUCCAAAGUCUUACGAACGACCUCCGUCACCUCUUCGAGCGCAUGAUCAGAGACCGUGGACCAGCCGUAAAACCUGAGGCAGACUUGGUCUGCCGAGCUUUCUUGAAGCCGACCAGCCCUGAAGCCGACACAACAAGUUCACAACAGGGUGAUGAAGUAGACGUCAACAUGACCUCAACCGAGAGUGAGAGCCAUCCCGCUAGCGUGGCCGUGAAUGCAGAUGACUCUUCAACAAUCUCCCAGACCAGCUCGACGACACUUCAAGGCAACGCUGUGCUUACUCCGCCAGACACGCCUAAAGCCGAGAAAGAGGGCGAGCUCCUCGCCCCACCACUGCCGCCUAGAAGGCCUGCAACCCCAUCACAACAAACCAAAACCAACCUGGAAAAAGCAGAAGAAGCCGCCAGACAACAGCAAGAUGUCGCUGAAGUCAUGGAAGAGUUGCUGACAAGGCUGAGAGCGUCAAUCAAGCCGCUUGGCCAAGAUCCUCAGGGUGAACAGUUGGACCAGCUUCGAGACAUCUUCAACAUGCGCAUUGUCGAUACGAUCAUCCCAGAAGGCCAGCAACCUUCCACAAAAGAAGACGACUUUACCAACUUGAUGCUUCUGCCGCCUUACGAGCCUACCGACAUUUACUCCGCUCUUAGUCGAGUCCUUGAUCUACACCCAGAACCCGAAGCUAGCAAGCCGGUCAACGUGUACAAAACCUUGAAGUCAUUCCCACCAAUUCUUCAAAUCAGCAUCAACCGCAUUCGUUUAGGCCGCGAUGGUAAACCAGUCAAGAGUGUUGAUCGCAUAAGACUCGAAGAAACUCUGUACAUGGAUCGCUUCUCAGAUGACGAGAUCGUGCUCGCUAAACGCAAGCAAUGCUGGGAGUGGCGUAGAUGUUUACGCAGCCUACAGGCCGAGAAAGAGACCAUUCAAAAGACAGACACUGGUAUCGAUGGUCCAUCCACACUCGAUGCUGUGAGUGCCUGGUUAUCCACUGUAUCUGAGUGUGACACAACCCUUCUGGAAGUUGGAAUUGAACCGAUAAAUGUGCCCGAGUCACUCCCAUCAGAUCUCCAGCAGGAAAGUGCUCUUCAGCGUGCGCGCCUCACAAUCAUUGACCGGGAAGUCAAAGAGCUGGAAGACAAGAUUGUAAAGCAAUUCUCUGGACCUGAAUUCGAGAAGGUUAAAUACCGCCUUCAUGCUGUCUUCUUCCAUCGCGGCAGCACUGGUCAUGGUCACUACUGGACAUGCAUUUACGACAUUCAACACAACAUCUGGCGUUUGUACAACGAUGAGAAGGUAGAACAGGUCAACAGGCUUGACGACAUCCUCAGCGCAGAAACCUGGCAGCAGGGUACACCCACAUAUGCUGUAUACGUCCGAGACGAUACCAAAGAGCAAUACGUGGAGCCACUGUGCCGUAAUGUCGAAGAAUUAGUCGACGAGCCGAUGCCCGACGCACCUGCUUCAUUCGAACCGACACCUGAAACGACUGCUCCAUUCGAUCCAACAGAAAUAGCACCAAGCAGUAUCAAAGUGGAAGGAGACUGGGACAAGAGAGACCAACCGACCAUCACCACCACUCCUCCCCUAGACGGUCGUCGAUUGAACCACAAAGGCGCAGUUACCAAGCCCGAGCAGAAACCUAAGAAGAAGCCGCUCCUCACAUAUCGAAGAGCUCGUCGCUUGGGACAGUAG
Aureobasidium musti is the source of this 3474-nucleotide messenger RNA. NCBI's taxonomy places the organism in Eukaryota, Fungi, Ascomycota, Dothideomycetes, Dothideales, Saccotheciaceae. The record is from the annotation of a GenBank genome assembly.